ACACCUGUCACCACAAACUCUGCCACAAUGGAAGCGGACACAACCUUAGACCACAGCCCUGUACCAUUAACUACUCCAGAAAAUAAUUCAACCACACCUGUCACCACAAACUCUACCACUAUGGAAGCGGACACAACCUUAGACCACAGUCCUGUACCAUUAACUACUCCAGAAAAUAAUUCAACCACACCUGUCACCACAAACUUUACCACUAUGGAAGCGGACACGACCUUAGACCACAGCCCUGUACCUUCAACUACACCUGUAAAUAAUUUAACCACACCUGUCACCACCAACUUUACCACUAUGGAAGCGGACACAACCUUAGACCACAGCCCUGUACCUUCAACUACUCCAGUAACGGACACAACCUUACACCAUAGCCCUGUACCUUCAACCACUCCAGUAAAUAAUUUAACCACACCUGUCACAAUAAAUGAAACCACUAUGGAAACAACAGCACCCAGCACUUCCGGUUCCACCACUCCAACAGGAGGCCCAACAGCAGCCAACAUCUCCAGUUCCACCCCUUCAACAGCGCCCAACUCAUCUGCUUCCACCCCUGCAACAGGUAGCCCAACAGCAGCCAACAUCUCCAGUUCCACCCCAACAGUCCCUAGAACUUCAGGUUCUACCCCUCCAACAGUGCCCAGCCCAUCUGCUUCCACCCACCCAACAGUGCCCAGCUCCUCUGCAUCCACCCACCCAACAGUGCCCAGCUCCUCUGCAUCCACCCACCCAACAGUGCCCAGCUCCUCUGCAUCCACCCAUCUAACAGCACCCAGCCCAUCUGCUUCCACCCACCCAACAGUGCCCAGCCCAUCUGCUUCCACCCACCCAACAGUGCCCAGUCCGUCUGCAUCCACCCACCCAACAGUGCCCAGCUCCUCUGUUUCCACCCACCCAACAGUGCCCAGCUCGUCUGCAUCCACCCACCCAACAGUGCCCAGUCCGUCUGCAUCCACCCACCCAACAGUGCCCAGCUCCUCUGUUUCCACCCACCCAACAGUGCCCAGUCCGUCUGCAUCCACCCACUCAACAGUGCCCAGCUCCUCUGCAUCCACCCACCCAACAGUGCCCAGCUCGUCUGCAUCCACCCACCCAACAGUGCCCAGUCCGUCUGCAUCCACCCACCCAACAGUGCCCAGUCCGUCUGCAUCCACCCACCCAACAGUGCCCAGCUCGUCUGCAUCCACCCACCCAACAGUGCCCAGUCCGUCUGCUUCCACCCACCCAACAGUGCCUAUCUCCUCUGCUUCCACCCACCCAACAGUGCCUAUCUCCUCUGCUUCCACCCACCCAACAGCACCCAGCCCCUCUGCUUCCACCCACCCAACAGUGCCCAGCUCCUCUGUUUCCACCCACCCAACAGUGCCUAUCUCCUCUGCUUCCACCCCAACAGAAUCCACACUUACCACUGUCAGACCUGCAGGUUUCUGUUUCUCAAACCCCUGUCCUUUUGACAGCAUCUGUGAGGAACUCUUCAUGUCUUUCCGAUGCUUGUGCCUCCCGGGAUCUUUCUACUCCAGCACUGAGAGGUCGUGUGUCCAAGCACGAGUCUUUCCAGGACGGCUACGUCUCACUUCUUUACAAUUUCAAGAUGAAAUGGCUAACACGUCCUCCCCAAUUUUUCUGAGAACUUCACAAAACAUCUCAAGAACGUUGGAAGAAUCACUGAGAGGGCAGCCAGGUUACGUCCGCUCCACAGUUCUGCAGCUCAGCCGAGGGAGUGUGGUGGCCACUGUGGACAACGUGUUCUCCCUGGCCUCGAACGCCACCCAGGCAACAGCGAACGCGGCCAUAAUGGAGGCUAUCCAAGGGUGCGGAGAAAACUGUAUCCUGAAAGGGGCUGAGUUCAACGGGACAGAUCUGUGCAGCCAGGUUCCUGGGCCUUGCGACACCAUGACAACGAGCUGCAACUUAAGUGGAGGCAUUCCGGCGUGCACCUGCAAGCCUGGCCACCUCAAAACACUCUACUCCAACAAAAGCUGCACAGCGUGCCCCAGCGGCAGCAAGGCUGAGGAUGGGAAGUGCGUCGCAUGCCCGUUUGGUUAUGCAGGGUUUAACUGCAAUGAUUCGUCUCUGUUGGCGGUGGUGGUGAUCUCUUGUGUCCUCGGUGGAGUCCUGCUCAUUCUAUUGCUGGCCUUCAUCAUCUCCUGCUGCUGCCGGAAGAAGAAAGAUCCCACCUACAGCAGCCCCUACCCUGCAGAAGACGCUGGUCCAACUAGCAGUUGGUCCAACAGGCAGAUCAUUCCCAUCCCCCGAGCCAGUCUGCACUGGGACUCCUCCCAGAUGGAGCUGACCGAGAACAGGAACGCAGGCAGGAAGAGCCACGGCAACGGCUCGACGGGGUCUUACGACGUCUCUAAGGUGAACCUGAGUACUUUCAAGGACGAAAACCCGGCCAGGUACUCCUACCUGGCCCAAGGUCACGAGAACCCCUACUUCCUGGCGGAGGACGAGAGGAAGGGGAAAUGAGCUUCCGGUUUCCAGGACGGAGUUCAUUCCUGUCCCUUUUGGGGUGGUUGGGGGGAGGGGGGGGUGAGCUUACGGCCUGAAUGAACUGUGGCGUCUCUCACGGAUGUCCAGCUCCUGCACACCGCAGGAGCUUUCUAAUCUCCACCUCUAAUGACACAACCAAAGAAAAAUGGGUUGCGUGCAUUGCGUGUGAAAAAAAAGGAAACUAUUUAUACGACUGAAUGUGCUGAACAAUUAUAGCUGUGGGAUCAAGGAUGCAAUGUGCAUUAUUUCCAGCAGAUGUCUCUGGUCUCAGUGGUUUCGGACCUUAUCUGUCUUUACCGUGGUCAUUCCUCAUUUUGCCUACUUUUUUCUUUUUUUGUGGUUGAGGAGGGUGUGGGGGUUGUUAUGAUUGCACAAGGUGAUGUGUCAAGCUAUACCAUAGAGCCUCCCCUUUUUCAUUGAUAAAUGUAGUAUUUAAAAGCAAGCCUAUUUAGCAAUGACAUUCAGCCUUGUGCGACGUGUGCCACAAACUGGUUUCUAAUCGACGUUUCCUGAUGACUGUGUAACUGGUGUUUCACGCGUUUGGAUAACAUUUGCUCUCUGAUGUCUGAAUGUGUGCUUCACAGUGUCGCAAAAUGAAACAGGCUGAAGAGAUGAAGGGCUGGAACCCUGACUUCAUUUUUGUAUAAAAAGGAGGAUUUAAAAAAAUCUAAAUACAGAAGCCAAUUACAGCUCAUGGGUUGAUUUAGCCUUUUGUUAUUAAAGCUGCUUGAACAUUCACCCCGUGCCUCUACCUGCAGCUAAUACUGAAUGCAAAUAUAUUAAAGAAUAGGAAUGUCGCGCUAAAAGCUUUCGAACAAUCUCCUGACCUCGAUGUGCCAAUAUUCUAUAUUUAUAAAUUGCAGCAAAGUGAAUGUAUGUAAAUGUUGUAUUACGUGUAUAUAAAUACUGAACUGAUUUCUAAGUGUAUAUAUGACUUUUGUAAGUGAGGAUGGCUUAUUUUUUUGCACAGAAUAAUACCAAGAGAAUCAUGGAAAUAAAGGAAUUUAGCACAGA
Molecule: messenger RNA, 3516 nt
Organism: Anguilla rostrata (American eel)
Lineage: Eukaryota; Metazoa; Chordata; Actinopteri; Anguilliformes; Anguillidae
Product: mucin-2-like
Exons: 11
Coding region: 28-2478 (816 amino acids)
Source: RefSeq, a predicted model, not a curated record